AUGGAAACUCUUCUUUUAAAUGCUUGGAGAAUGACAUCAAUUGAUGGAUGGUCUUUGAAUUCAACAAAUGAAAUGAAAAAAAUGAAAAGUUUUAUGGAUAAUAAUAUAAUGUUACAAAUUAUUUUACCAUUUUCAAGUAAAUAUUUUAAAAACAAUCAAAAGAUUUUUCAUAAGAUAAUGCCUUUUGUAAACAAGAAUAUAAAUGACAAAAAUAAUGACACAUUUUAUGAAUUAAAUAUUUAUAGAAAUAAAACUAAUAUGUGGUAUCUAAAUGAAAAACAGGACAUCUUAACAAAUUUUGAGCAUACUAAUAUUACAGUAUAUCAUUAUAAUUAUAUGGAUAAUGAUAAAAAUAUUAAAUUACUACCACUUAACCAUACAACAGCUAAAGAUAUUUUUUCAAUAUCUUUAAAUAAUAAUAAUAGUCACAAAAGUAUUACAGAAAUCAGAGAUUAUCUUCAUUCUAUUCUAGUUAUUUUAUCAAAAGCUGUUAUAUCUAAUACGAAAAUACAAGUAUCAGUUAUUACUUUUUCAUCAAAUAGAAAUCAAUCCAUUUUAUUUAACUUUGGCAAACUAAAUACUUUAUUAUCAAUUUCAGAAAAGUUGAAUUAUCUCAUAAAUGAUGAAGGUGAUGGUAACCCAGAUAUAAACAAUGUAUUAACAUUUCUCUAUAAAUUUUUUAAUUCACCUACAACAACAAAUAAUAUUCGACCAAGUGCAUACAAAAAAGUUGUUAUUUUAACUCAAGGUUAUUUUAGUAAAAAACAAUCUACUAUAGAUGAAUUAAAAAAACUAAAAAAAAUUAACUUAGAAAUAUUUUGUAUUGGUAUUAAAAAAAAAAAAAGUAUUUUAUGGAUAGCAAGAAAAGAGGAACUUUUAUUAAUUGCAACAAAUAGAAAGAAGGUAGGAAUUUUUUCAUCAUUUCCUGAUAGAAUAUUUGUUAGAAAGAUUAUACCAGCAGCUUGUAAAUUUUAA
Messenger RNA from Strongyloides ratti, 975 nucleotides. Its product is annotated as von Willebrand factor, type A domain-containing protein. The record is from RefSeq and is a predicted model, not a curated record. The transcript is spliced from 4 exons. NCBI's taxonomy places the organism in Eukaryota, Metazoa, Nematoda, Chromadorea, Rhabditida, Strongyloididae. Bases 1 to 975 code for a protein of 324 amino acids.